CUUCAACUCAUCUCAUCAUUUCGUGUCUUCUCGAGCCCUAUGUAUGUACACACACAGUCACACUCAUCAAUCGCAGUCCAAUUAGGUUUAAUUCACAACCUUGCAGUCAGGAAGCAGACAGAAUAGUCUCACUCAACUGAAGUAAAAGUUAAGAUAGAGAGAGAGAGAGAGAGAGAGAGAGAGCCAAGAAAGAUGGAAUCAAGAGUUGAAGAUAUCGUGAUUGUGGGAGCUGGGAUUGCUGGCCUCGCUACCUCCUUGGGACUUCACAGGCUAGGCGUCCGAAGUUUGGUUUUAGAAUCUUCAAAUACUUUGAGGACCUCAGGAUUUGCCCUCUCAAUAUGGACUAACGCUUGGAAAGCCUUAGAUGUUCUUGGCAUUGGUCACAUACUUCGCCAAGAACACCUCCAGCUUCUUGGAAAUGUCACUACUUCUUUGAUUACUGGGCAACAAACAUCAACAACGGCUUUUGUCAACGCCACAGGAAAACAUGGGGUUCAUGAAGUUCGUCGUGUUAGAAGGCAAUUACUAUUGGAAGUGCUCGCCAAUGAGCUUCCAAGUGGCACCAUUAGGUACUCUUCAAAGGUGGUAGCUAUUGAAGAAUCUGGCUUCACUAAACUCAUUCAUCUUGCUGAUGGAACUAUCAUCAGAACCAAGGUACUCAUUGGAUGUGAUGGAGUGAACUCAAUAGUAGCAAAGUGGCUUGGGUUGAACAAGGCUGCCUUCUCUGGCAGAUUUGGAAUUAGAGGGUGCAUUACAUUAAAGAAUAGUCACAAACUUGAACCUUUGUUUAUGCAGUUUUUUGGAAAGGGUUACAGAAAUGGUGUUAUGCCUUGUGAUGACAAGACAGUUCAUUGGUUCUUUAAUUGGACUCCUACAUGUCAAGAAAAGAAGCUAGAAGAGAACCCAGCUCAAAUGAAGCAAUUUGUGUUAGAGAAGCUAAAGAAUAUGCCAAGUGAUAUUAGAGCCUUUAUAGAAAAUACUGAUUUGGAUCAUUUCUUAUCAUCUCCAUUGAGAUAUAGACAUCCUUGGGAGCUAGUGUUUGGUAAUAUCAAUAAAAGCAAUGUGUGUGUUGCUGGAGAUGCAUUCCACCCUAUGACCCCUGAUCUUGGCCAAGGUGGUUGUUGUGCUUUAGAAGACGGGAUAGUUUUAGCUCGGUGUCUCGGCGAGGUCUUCUCCAUGAAAUCCAGCAGGGAUAUUAGAAAGAAGGAUAAUGAAGAAGAAGAAGAGGAACAAUAUAAGAAAAUUGAGAUGAGCUUGAAGAAAUAUGCUAAUGAGAGAAGAUGGAGAAGCAUUAUUAUCAUAUCUGCAGCUUAUAUGACUGGUGUUAUUCAGCAAGGUCAAUCCAAAUUGGUCUCCUUUUUUAGAGACAAAUUUUUUACUCCAAUUUUAGCUGGUUUUCUAUUAAAGGCGUCUGAUUUUGAUUGUGGAAAGCUGAGCAACUUUUAGACGAUGGCGUAAUUUAAAUCCUCUAAAAUUGAUGAUAUGUGAAGUUGUUGAAGUAGAACGCAAGGUACAAGUACUCUACAUUCACCUUCUCUUAGUAUGCAAGACCAUCUAUAGUUAACUUAGGGUUAAGGUACAAAAAUACUUGUAAAUUUUUUUUUAUGAGUUUCUAAUAUUUUUAACUCAGUAAUGAUGCAUGAUUAACUAUUAAUUUUAUAAAAGAGGUUAAUCUUAACAGUCAAUUUAGGCUAUUUUAACGGAUUGAGGAAGGUUGGUCUCUUUUAUAAAAUUAAUAGAUUUCCGUAUAUCAUUGUUGACUUCAAAAUAUUAGAAGUUCUUAAAGAAAAAGUUUAUAAACAUUUUUGCACAUUAAGCUUUGCAUUUAUAAUAUUGGUACUUUGCAUUCAUCUUCACCACCCUCACAUAUCUUUAAUUUUAGAGGACCUGAAUGGCCAAAAAUAACCUUUUCAGAGGAUCUAAAUUAUUGAAGGAGCCAACAAUAAUAGUGUUAAAAUAGUCGUCCAUUUCCUUGCUUAUGCAGUGGUUUGUUAUGUUUACUAAUGCAUAUUUUUUGAGAUCACAAAAUUAUAUAUAGAUGUAAUGCUGUUUUUCUCCAUUUUCUAGGCCUUAAUAAAGCAUUUUUCACUAUCCUUUUUUUGUCUUGAAUGUUGCAUUUAAAGAUUCUAUGUUGGUUAAUGGCCUAGAUCAUUAUUAUUGGAGUAUAAAAACUUGUAGAAAAUC
This is a messenger RNA of Prosopis cineraria, 2184 nucleotides long. RefSeq names its product monooxygenase 2-like. NCBI's taxonomy places the organism in Eukaryota, Viridiplantae, Streptophyta, Magnoliopsida, Fabales, Fabaceae. Gene Ontology annotation, molecular function: FAD binding. The coding region runs from base 193 to 1446 and encodes 417 amino acids. The transcript is spliced from 6 exons. The record is from RefSeq and is a predicted model, not a curated record.